Messenger RNA from Protopterus annectens (West African lungfish), 1131 nucleotides. RefSeq names its product SAP domain containing ribonucleoprotein (gene SARNP). The transcript has 13 exons. Lineage: Eukaryota; Metazoa; Chordata; Ceratodontiformes; Protopteridae. The coding region runs from base 1 to 1131 and encodes 376 amino acids. The record is from RefSeq and is a predicted model, not a curated record. Gene Ontology annotation, biological process: poly(A)+ mRNA export from nucleus. Gene Ontology annotation, cellular component: nucleus.
AUGGAACCUUACCAUGAAGAACAACAACUACUACUCAUGCAGACACAGGUGAGACUACAGACCCCUACAAAGUGGCACUUUGUAAUCUUGGAUAAUGAUGGUGACGAUGAAGAGGCACAGUCUGCGGGUGCAGAGGGACAGUCUGACAUGGAGGUUGCAACUACUACAUCCCCUGCCCAUAUUUUGUGCACAGUCAAUAUGCCUAUGCAUACCCAGGACAUGGAGACAUGUGAUACAGGACAAGUUGAUGGCAACACAGUUGAUCAGGAUAGUGUGGUUACUCCUGUUGCUUCUCCUGGUAGCGGUCAUUGGGGUGUGGUGUCACACAGAAGGAUUGUUAGGUGCUUGGAGAAGUUUCGGUUUACCAAUAACAAUCUGUGUUCUUCAUCUUCCAGUAUCGCUGGUUCGUAUUGGUUAACGCGUUUUCCAAUAGUGGCUGGGACAAGUGAGACAGGAUGGCGGGAAUCUGUGGAUAUUCAUAAACUAAAGCUUGCUGAUCUUAAGCAGGAGUGUGCAGCUCGGGGCCUGGAAGUAAAAGGUAACAAACAGGAUCUCAUCAACCGUUUAGAGGCAUAUUUUGCAGAACAUGCUGAAGAAGACCUCAAUGAAGAGGAGGCUCUGGCUGAAGAAACAGAGCAAGUUUUCUUAGAAGAAAAAUUCCCCUGUCUGCAGCAUAAGGAAGAACAGAAAGUUGAAACUUUAUCUCCAAAGGAAGAAACUCCUGUAAAUAAAGAGAACGAACAGACACCACCCCAGAAAGUUGUGAAAAUCUCACCUGGAAUGUCACAGCAUGAGAGGUUACAGAAAAGAGCAGAGAGGUUUAAUGUGCCAAUAAGUGUUGAGAGUAAAAAGGCAGCACGAGCAGCUCGGUUUGGUUUUUCUUCAGGUAAAGGUACUUCUACAGACACAAAGUCUAUGGUACCUCUGACAAAGUUACAGGAAAGAGCACUAAGAUUUGGGUCAAAUGCAUCAACCAUCUCAGAAAAGGUUGAUGAGGAUGAAAAACUAAAGAAGAGAAAAGAGCGGUUUGGUAUCUUAACAAAUGCUGCAGGUGUACUUGAGGAUUCUGAGGUAAUGUAUUCAAUUUCUGUUUCCAUGCCUCAGUACUUUGUGUGCGCGUGCGCACACUAG